Messenger RNA from Hippocampus comes (tiger tail seahorse), 1599 nucleotides. RefSeq names its product glutathione synthetase-like. Bases 288 to 1424 code for a protein of 378 amino acids. The transcript is spliced from 10 exons. Gene Ontology annotation, biological process: glutathione biosynthetic process. Gene Ontology annotation, cellular component: cytosol. The record is from RefSeq and is a predicted model, not a curated record. Gene Ontology annotation, molecular function: ATP binding; glutathione binding; glutathione synthase activity. NCBI's taxonomy places the organism in Eukaryota, Metazoa, Chordata, Actinopteri, Syngnathiformes, Syngnathidae.
GUUUACUGAGGCCCCAAACUUCCCUUGAGUGGCCUCACCUUCAUGUAACCUAGGAACCUCAAGAGCAGAUAAAAAGAGAGGGCUUAGGGAGGGGUUGCUUUAGGACAGCUGAGAGAAAUGGGCGCAUCCUUCUUCCUAGGCUCCUCGCAAACAAAAACAGCAAAGAGACGUCUCCUCUCUUCCUUUUUGUGAGUGCAUAUUUGUCAAUUUAUAUUAUAAACUUGACAGUGGCAUUUUCCACAGGCAAAAAGGAAUCAAAGAUCUAAGUCCAGCAGACUGUUCAAAGAAUGGCCGAGGGAAGACGAAAUGAUUUACUGAUGAACACCACCCUAAUAAAUGAGCUGGCAGAAGAGGCAAAAGACUCAGCACUUCUGCAGGGUUUCCUUAUAAGACUGAAAGAAUCCCCCAACUCGUCAGAGGAGGUGACAUAUGCUCCCAUCACGCUCUUCCCCACGCCAAUGCCAAAAGCUAUUUUCCUCCAAGCCAUGGAAGUGCAAAUUCACUUCAACAUACUGGUGGAUAAGAUCAGCCAGGAUCCCGAUUUCCUGCAAGAGGCGCUUGCCAGCACCAUUACUGUGGACGAUUUCACUGCAAAGUUGUUCAAGAUACACCAACAUGUCCUCAAAGAGGGAAGGUCGCAGUCGAUUGUGUUGGGCUUAAAUCGAUCAGACUACAUGUGGGACCAGAAGGAUGGACACACCUCUCUGAAACAGAUCGAAAUCAACACCAUUUCUGCUGGUGCUGGAGGUGCCGCCGCACGGAUGACUGAUGUACACCGACACAUCCUCAAGGUCACUGGACAGCUGGAAGAGAGCCAGCGCAUCAUUGAUAACAACCCUGCGGAAGGUCUGGCCAAGGCUUUGGCCAAGGCUUGGGAGCUCUACGGAUCAAGGCGAGCGGUUGUCAUGUUCCUGGUGGCGGAGAAUGAGAUCAAUAUCAUGGAUCAACGAGUAGUUGAGAAUGAGCUGUGGAAAAGGAAUAUUGCCACCAUACGAAAGCGUUUUGAAGAUGUCUCCGCAUCUGGAAACCUUGACAAGGACAAGAGACUGUUUGUUAAUUGUCAAGAAGUUGCAGUCGUGUACUUCAGGUACGGCUAUAUGCCUCAGAACUACAAGUCUGAAAAGGCCUGGGAUGCCCGCCUGAUGAUGGAGUGCUCUUUGGCUGUGAAAUGUCCGGAUAUCAGCACCCACCUGGCUGGAACAAAGAAGAUCCAGCAGGUGCUUGCUAAGCCCGGUGUUCUGGAGCAUUUCUUCCCCGAUCAGCCGCAAGUCGUGGAGCAAGUGAGGGCCACCUUUGCUGGCCUCUAUACUCUCGACAUGGUGAGCAACAAUAUGGGGCUGUGCAACCUAAUGCAGUUGUCGUCCACGAAAGCUCUUUUCCUCACUCAACCUUGUUGGAAUGUAAUACAGAAAACCGUGAUCUAAUGACGACUGCACGUCUCAAAGAAAUCAUCAACAUGACUUUUUCCAUUCAAGUUUAAACAUUCAAAUUCAGCUCACACUGUUCCAUGAAGACAGGGGUUAUCUUGAUCUUAUUUAGUGUAUGUUCAACAUGGCAAAGUCAGUGCAUUGUCAAGUCAAAUUGAUUUAUAUCACCCUU